This is a messenger RNA of Pistacia vera, 1375 nucleotides long. RefSeq names its product transmembrane protein 33 homolog. Gene Ontology annotation, biological process: endoplasmic reticulum tubular network organization; membrane organization. Bases 44 to 1078 code for a protein of 344 amino acids. The record is from RefSeq and is a predicted model, not a curated record. NCBI's taxonomy places the organism in Eukaryota, Viridiplantae, Streptophyta, Magnoliopsida, Sapindales, Anacardiaceae. Gene Ontology annotation, cellular component: membrane; endoplasmic reticulum. The transcript has 9 exons.
AUUCAACCCUGCAGUCGUAUUGUUGUUGUUGAAGAAGAAAGUGAUGGGGGACGAGCGAGAAGAUCCGCAGAAAAUAAAGAGAAUAGCAGCCGCUUCUUAUGAUUACGAGAACGACCCGAGAUGGGCCGAUUACUGGUCCAACAUCUUGAUUCCUCCUAACAUGGCCGCUCGUGCUGACGUCAUCGAUCACUUCAAACGCAAGUUCUACCAGCGUUACAUCGAUCCAGAACUUGUGGUAGAGUCUAUGUCUACAAGCAGUUCAUCUCAACCAGCACAACCCUCUGCAGCAUCCUCCAACUCAUCAACUACUGCUAAUGGAGCUCGACCACGCAACACAGGAUCAACCACCAGAACCUCUGGAACAUCAGCAACUGCAGGUUCUAAUGCAACUUCCCUACGCUGGGAUCGGCAAACUAUACAAUUUUCUGUCAAUGCUUGGGUUUUUGUGGUCGCGCUGUUUGCAAUAUUUCCUCUUGUACCAAGGCAUCUCUCAAAUAGGGCAUAUAGGCUGUCAUUUAUGGGCACUGCUUGUUCCUCUCUAUAUUCAUUGUACUCACUUUAUGGGAGACCCAGGGCAUGGAACUUGCAAGCUUUGCAAGUGUACUUUCAGUCAGUAAUUGCGACCAAAGAUUUUAUUUACUUCAUCUACUGCCUUACCUUUGUCACUUCACAUCUUUGCCUUAAAUUUGCUUUGAUUCCCAUAUUAUGCCGUGCUGUUGAACAUGUGGCCAAGUUCUUAAGGCGUAAUUUUAGCCGUUCCUCCUUGUACAGGAAGUACUUGGAAGAUGCUUGUGUAUGGGUGGAGUCGAACACAACUACCCUUAGCAUUCUUUCCUCGUAUGCCGAGAUUGGACUUGGCUUUCUUCUAAUCAUCUCUUUGCUCUCGUGGCAGCGCAAUAUAAUACAAGCUUUUAUGUAUUGGCAGCUGUUAAAGCUCAUGCAUCAUGCCCCUGUGACUGCUGGUUACCAUCAAAGUGUGUGGGCCACGAUAGGGAGGACUGUUAAUCCAGUUGUAGAGCGUUAUGCACCAUUCUUGAGCACUCCAAUUUCUGGUAUUCAGCGAUGGUGGUUCAGAUAGAAUUUCCAAGGAGCAUGAGUAAGAAGCGGAAGAUCUUACAUGGGAUUUGCUUGAACACGUUUUUUUUGGGAGAGAAACCGAUUUUAUACCAUAUGAUAUGAAUUUGCCAUCUUCUCUUUAGAUGAAUCCUUCAACUAAUUACUACUUUCUUCCUUUGAUAUGUGUUUAAUCCUGGAAAAUGUCUUUCCCGACGGUUUUAUGGUCAAUAGUUUAACAAUGAUAUAUUCUAUCUAUAAAAGGGUUGUAGCAACUGAUGAAAUACUAUUGAUUUUGCAAACAAAAUGAGAUAUUCCUACA